AUGCUUUCAUCCGACAACGUGACUUACCGACGAAUAGCAAGGCAACUGAACCCAAAACUCGGGCGGGCGUCUGGGGACCAUGUCAUGCCGGGUCAGCUGGAACAUAGAAGGAGGUCAGCACUCGCCAUCGAUUGGGCCGAUUCGACCGCGGGCGCCGGAUCCGCCAGCGCGAGCUCGCAGAAUCUUGGCGGCAGCCAGUUCUCGCAUCAGUCGUUGGGCGUAGAGUCGAAGCACGUGCCUGGUGCUUUACCAAUGACACUCGGAAAUUACAUCUUGAUCUUGAUGUGUUGGUGGUAUUCGUCGCUCGACCUAUUAGGCUUUAGAUGA
This is a messenger RNA of Daldinia vernicosa, 327 nucleotides long. RefSeq lists its product as uncharacterized. Lineage: Eukaryota; Fungi; Ascomycota; Sordariomycetes; Xylariales; Hypoxylaceae. The record is from RefSeq and is a predicted model, not a curated record. The transcript has a single exon. The coding region runs from base 1 to 327 and encodes 108 amino acids.